UGGCACAUCUCUUUAAACGUCAAAAAGGGAAGCUUUGGCUUGUGACUUGAUUGCUUGUUUGUUAAAUUAUUUUUAAAAAACAAAUUGAAUCACAGUCAAUAACUUAAUUAAGAGCUACAGAUUCAAGUGUUUAAUAGUGCUAUUGUAAAUUGUGUGGACGUUUUGUCUUUUUAUGGUUGGGAUGUGCGUUGUUUGGUUGACGAAUUGACAUGUACCUAUGUAGGAAUCUUAAAUAGACUUUUGAUGUCGGGGCCGUGUUUAAAAAUAACAUUGGAUUGUCGCGACGGGUCGGGCGGCGGUGAUCCCGUCUGCGCCACAAAACACAAUGGCUUCUAAUAUUAUAUUUUGUAUAUCACUGAUUGUCUUAGGUAUCCAUGCAGUACCACCAAGUGAGGAAAAUCUCCCACCUCGGCCUAAAGAAGGAGGUGUGACUACACGUUACUGUGAAUUUUACAAUAACACUUUACCUGAACCUUGCGAUAGGUCCAAAGACGCGACAUGUGUCCCAACAAAUAUUGUCAAAGAGGAGUGUCAGCCCAUAGAGGCUGAUAAGAGCAAUCACUGCUUUACACUAUGGCAGUUCGACAAUAUAACAAACACGGCAACCGUAAAAGUCAAAGGAUGUUUCCUCGACACUGUAGCGUGCAACGACCGAGCGGCGAACUGUCGCCUGCACAACAUGAAACUACCUCUUCUCCACUGCUGCUGUGAAGGUGACAUGUGCAAUGAGAACGCCACUUUCCCUGGACUAGAAGCCGGUAUGCCGCUACAAACAGAGAUUCCGCCGCAACGAGUACCUGCGUCACCUCUGCCUACAGCGGAGGAUGACACGAAAGCAGUCAUCGCGUACACCUUGACACCGUUAUUCCUGCUAUUUGCAGUACUUGUUGGUUGCUAUUUGUUGUACAGAAGACGUAAAGGUGGAUCUUUUGAUGAGCUCGGAAAUGGCGAGGCGUCGCUAUCACGACCGCCGUCAGCGAGCGCUGGUAUGGAAAAUGAAGGUGUGAGCCUAUUGGGACAAGUGACGCUCUGUGAAGUUCGGGCAAGAGGCAGGUUCGGAGCUGUAUGGAGAGCGAAGCUAGGCCAACGUGAUGUCGCUGUCAAAGUCUUCCCCUUACAGGAUAAGCAAUCAUGGGUUGCGGAACAGGAAAUAUAUCGACUACCUCGAAUGGAUCAUCCAGAUAUAUUGCACUAUAUAGGAGUUGAUAAGAAGGGAGAUAAUUUACAAGCGGAGUAUUGGUUGAUCACAGAAUAUCAUGAAAGGGGCUCCCUAUGCGAUUAUCUCAAAGCGCACACGCUUACCUGGUCAGAAGCAUGGCGCAUAGCAGCGUGCGUGGCCCGCGGGCUCGCUCACUUGCACGAAGAGGGCGGUGGGAAACCGGCCAUUGCACAUCGAGACUUUAAAUCGAAGAAUGUGUUAUUAAAAGCGGAUCUAAGCGCUUGCAUCGCUGACUUCGGUCUAGCGCUGAUAUUUGUCUCUGGGCACGGGUGUGGUGAUGCGCAUGGGCAAGUCGGUACAAGGCGGUAUAUGGCCCCUGAAGUGCUAGAUGGAGCUAUUAACUUUACCAAAGACGCAUUUUUGAGGAUAGAUAUGUACGCGUGCGCGCUCGUGUUGUGGGAGAUUGCUUCUAGGUGCGAAGAAGGUCGUAUCGACCCAACGGCGCAGUACCGUCUCCCACUAGAAGAGGAAGUGGGUUCGCAUCCCGGCUUGGAAGAGAUGCAAGAAACGGUUGUGCAAAGGAAGAUGAGGCCACAUAUCCCGCCGCAGUGGAGAGAUCAUCCUGGUAUGUCUGUCCUCUGCGACACAAUGGAAGAGUGCUGGGAUCACGACGCCGAAGCCCGGCUUUCAGCCUCUUGUGUGCUCGAACGUAUUGCGGCACAACGCCCGACCACAAACUUUACAGACACCACUCCACUUCUAAUACAUGAGCUGAACGAGCAGAACUGCUGACCGCUGCUAAAUAUGGAGGAUCUACCGCUGAUCACGUUCUGAUGGUGAGUCUGGAGUAGAAAUGAUUUAGGGUUAGGUUUCGGAGUAUAUAGGGUAGAGGUAAGGGGACAAUCUUUAUGAAGUUCGUUUGUAUGUAAUAAAACUAUAUAAUAUGUGUACCACUUUUCGGACACGACAUGGCUUCUUAUUAUGAAUUGAAUCAGCAGAUCUGCUGACCUAAGUGAGUGUGGGGUCGUUAGAAAUAAUGUUUUAGAUUCAAGUUUCGUAGUAUGUUGAAAUCUUUAUAGGGAUCACUUGCAGGCAGUUCCAAGCAGCUAAAAUCUCUCUGCUGAAGUGUGAAUGUCAGUCAAUAGUAGGAAAUUGAAUUUAAAUUGAUUGCAGUAUUCAAACUUUUGCCUGAUCUGUCAAUAGGACCUCUAUUUAUGCAGGAUAUGUAUUAUGUUAAUUUAAUUAAACAACUGAUGGGAAAACUUUAUGACCAAGCAGAAGAGGAAAUUCAUAAUAAUUAUGGCAUUCCUUUGUAAACUUACUAUUACAGUUAGCUAUAUUAUGUAUUAAUUUUCCACAAACGCUGCGAAAAGACAUUGUCCUUAUUAUCUCUACUCUACAUAUUUCUGAAAAGUGGUACAAACAGUUGGCGACAGUGAUACAAAGAGUACACAAAGUCCUUUCAUAAGUUGGGAACACAUCUACUGAUGUGGAUAAAUAUCAUAAGAAAAUAUAUAGCAUAAGAGUUGUUUCUCAAAAAUAUAAAAAUCAAGGCCUAAGCAUUGCUAUGGCCAAAUAGCAAUUGAAAUUGCUAUGUUAACAAUUCAUAAUUGCACAAAAUUAGAUAGUCAUUUUGGAACAUUAAUUUCAAAACAGAACUUAGAAUUAUUUUAAAAUUAAUGUUUCAUUUUUACUAUUUAACUGCACUAUUGGAAAAAAAAGUUUGAUUUUAAUUCUCUAGGAAUUUUUCGUAAAAUAUCAAAUCUUUGGCAAUGUUUACAAAAUUUUGAUGUAUAACUGUGUAGGUGUGAUUGUGAUGUAAAUUGUCGUAAAAUAACAUUUCCCUGUAGUUUCGAUAAAAUAAAUAUUGGGACACUAUAUUGUACACUUAAAAAAAUAUGAUUUAACUUAGAAAAGUUGUAGUAUAUAGGUAACAUUACCUACUAGUCUUUUGUUUAAAAUAAUUAUUGACUAAAAAAAUUGCGUAUUGACAGUUCCGAGAUCAGACAACGAUAAAAUUUUAUUUAAUUUUAAAAUAUGACUAUGAAUGACAGUGUACAAAGUAUUGACCCAAUUUAUCAUCUGAUGUUGUUUAGUUAUUGUGGAUAAAAAGAUCGUUCACAAUUAUUAAAGUGAUGAAAAGACGCGAAAGGAUAAAAAUGUUUGCAAUAUCGUAGGAACUUUUAAUAUCAUUGGUAUUGAAUAAGGUGGAAUCAAAUAUCAUAAGUAGGUUUAAAGCAGAGAAAAAUCAUUUCAAACCUCGAUUGAUAGAGAUAAAAUGUAGGCAUAAUAAUUAUAAGACAGGCAUUUUCUGAGGAGAUAAUAUCGUAAGAAAAUGAUACAAAAAUUUGAGGGUAAUUUUAGAAACUUCUAAUAAUCUUUUAUUUUUGGUAGUAAAAUUAUUUAAUUAUUCUUUUUGUAAAUAUUUUAAAAUGUUUACUGUAUAAUAACAUAAUAAUGAAAUAUUUUAUAAAGAUUUUG
Molecule: messenger RNA, 3640 nt
Organism: Colias croceus (clouded yellow)
Lineage: Eukaryota; Metazoa; Arthropoda; Insecta; Lepidoptera; Pieridae
Product: activin receptor type-2A-like
Exons: 5
Coding region: 326-1951 (541 amino acids)
Biological process (GO): protein phosphorylation; cellular response to growth factor stimulus; activin receptor signaling pathway
Cellular component (GO): plasma membrane; activin receptor complex
Molecular function (GO): activin receptor activity; ATP binding; activin binding
Source: RefSeq, a predicted model, not a curated record